Molecule: messenger RNA, 790 nt
Organism: Balaenoptera ricei (Rice's whale)
Lineage: Eukaryota; Metazoa; Chordata; Mammalia; Artiodactyla; Balaenopteridae
Gene: FAM174C
Product: family with sequence similarity 174 member C
Exons: 3
Coding region: 9-410 (133 amino acids)
Cellular component (GO): extracellular region
Source: RefSeq, a predicted model, not a curated record
GCCGGGCUAUGGGGCCGCGUGUGCUGCCGCCGCGGCUCCUGCUGCUGCCGGCGCUGCUGCUGCCGGCGCUGCUGUGCGGAGCCGAGGGUGCCGCGCCCCCGUCGCUGCGCCGCACGCAGGCCACGCUCUUGCCGCAGCCCGCCGUGACGAACGGGAGCCAGCCGGGGGCGCCGCACAACAGCACACACCCUUGGCCGCUGGGCUCGCCGGACUCGCCGCUUCUGCGUUCCCUCUACGUGGUCACGGGCCUCAUCUUCUUGGCCGUGCUCUACUUCCUCAUCCGGGCAUUCAGAUUGAAAAAGCCGCAGCGGAGGAGGUACGGGCUCCUGGCCAACACCGAGGACCUGACUGAGAUGGCAUCGCUGGACAGCGACGAGGAGACGGUCUUUGAAACAAGGAACCUGAGAUGAUGUACAGGUCGGGAAGGCAGCAUUUCCAGCGGCCCUGUGGGAAGGACAAGAGACAGGGCCCCUCCCAGUGCUUGGAACGCCCUGCUGAUUCUCCUGCCACCAAAGAGCUUGUGCGGGGCCUGCCCGGCCUUCCAGAAGCCGCCUCAGCCCUGCCCCCGGACAAGACCGCCCAGGAUACCGGCUGGAAGCCAGAGGGGCCCCGGCAGCAGCACGCAGAACUCUGAGGUCCCCUGGCCACGUUGUGACUUGUGCUGAUCACCCUUCCUGGUGGGGAUGCGUCAGCCCCAAGCUGAGGCCUGGUAGGCGGGUGGGCUGGGGGGCCUGUCUGGGAGCACCAUAUGCCUGGGCUGAGGACAAUAAAGGCAGCCAGUGGUUCUGUA